GGAGAGGCCUCGGCGGCACCGCGCCGCCCCCGACGGCGCCCUCUGGCGGCCAGAGCCGGCACCGUGGAGGAACCGCGGACUCCGCGGUAGCCCCCUAACAUACAAGUGGACCCUCCCGGGGACGCGGGGAGGAAGAGAGAGGCGAUGGCGAGAAGGAAGGAGACCCGGCGGAGGGAGGAGCCCCUCUGGGAAGGUCCCAGGGAGAGUCGGGGCCAUGGCGAUCAGAGAGAGAAGAGGAACGACGUGCUUUUAAAAGGUCGCAACCGAAACGCCCUUUCGAGAGGACGCCAUGAAGGGCAAGACGGUCCCUCCGGGCAGGGCCCCCGUUGAGGACGCCCCGACAACUCGGGGCGGUGGGGCCAGGCGAGCGGAGCCCACCACGCCCGCACGCUCCUCUCCCGGCCGAGGAUGCCCGGAGCCGAUGGCCCCCUAGCGCCGGUCGCUCCGGGCCGCUCAUCCGGGCCGGGGCCCCGCCGCUGAUUGGCUGCGCCGCCGGGCGGAAGUGAUGCUACUGUCACUGGCUCCCCGGGCUCCCGGGAAGCCGCGAGUUUCCGCAGGGAGGCGGCGGCAGCAGCUGCGGCCGGGCCGGUCUGCAGUCUGUGCUCAGAGCCAACACUCCGCAGUGAAAGUGAUGCCUUUUCUCCAGUUGCACAAAAUGAGCGUGAGGUGGUUAGCCAGACCAGGAGCUCAACCUCACACAGAGUCCAGCCUACUGCUCUGAUGCCGAAGGGGAGGCAGAAAGUGCCACACUCAGAUGCCCUCCUGGGCCUACCCGCCUGCCUCUGGCUGGAGUUAGCCGGGCUCUUCUUGCUGGUUCCCUGGGUCAUGGGCCUGGAAGGGACAGAUGGGCCCCGAACCCAGGGUCCAGGGGGGCUAAGCUGGGCUGUGCACCUGGACAGCCUGGAAGGCGAGGGGCCGGAAGAGACUCUGGAGCACCAGGCAGAUGCCUUGGCCCGGGCAGCGGGGCUGCUGAAUGCCGGGCGCAUCGGGGAGCUCCAGGGAUACUUCCUCCUCGUCCAGCCGGCCGGGCAGCAGCAGGAGCAGCAGGUGGAGGCUGUCCGGCGCCAGGCGGAGACUGUGUUAGCCAGGCACGAAGCUGUGCGCUGGCACUCGGAGCAGAGGCUGCUCAAGCGGGCCAAGCGCAGCGUCCACUUCAAUGACCCCAAGUACCCGCAGCAGUGGCACCUGAAUAACCGGCGGAGCCCUGGCAGGGACAUCAAUGUGACAGGUGUGUGGGAACGCAAUGUCACGGGGCGAGGGGUGACCGUGGUGGUGGUGGAUGACGGAGUGGAGCACACCAUCCAGGACAUCGCACCCAACUACAGCCCUGAGGGCAGCUAUGACCUCAACUCCAACGACCCUGACCCUAUGCCACACCCGGACGUGGAGAACGGCAACCACCACGGCACGAGGUGUGCGGGAGAGAUUGCCGCAGUGCCCAACAACAGCUUCUGUGCGGUCGGAGUGGCCUACGGGAGCCGCAUAGCAGGUAUCCGGGUCCUGGACGGGCCCCUCACGGACAGCAUGGAGGCCGUAGCAUUCAACAAGCACUACCAGAUCAACGACAUCUACAGCUGCAGGUACAGCAGAGCCGGGCCACACAGCCUCCGACAGCAGAGCAGCACAUGCGCCGGGGGUCCUCUCCUGGCUUCGACCCGGAGCUGGGGACCAGACGAUGAUGGGAAGACAGUGGAUGGCCCCCAUCAGCUUGGAAAGGCUGCCCUGCAACAUGGGGUGGUUGCUGGCCGCCGGGGCUUUGGGAGCAUCUUUGUGGUGGCCAGUGGCAAUGGGGGCCAGCACAACGACAACUGCAACUAUGACGGCUACGCCAACUCCAUCUACACCGUCACCAUAGGCGCGGUGGAUGAGGAGGGACGGAUGCCGUUCUAUGCCGAGGAGUGUGCCUCCAUGCUGGCGGUCACCUUCAGUGGUGGGGACAAGAUGCUCCGGAGCAUCGUGACCACCGACUGGGACCUUCAGAAGGGCACAGGCUGCACCGAGGGCCACACGGGGACGUCGGCCGCAGCCCCUCUGGCGGCGGGCAUGAUAGCCCUGAUGCUGCAGGUGCGGCCGUGCCUCACGUGGCGUGACGUGCAGCACAUCAUCGUCUUCACGGCCACCCAGUAUGAGGAUCGUCGUGCAGACUGGGUCACCAACGAGGCCGGCUUCAGCCACAGCCACCAGCAUGGAUUCGGCCUGCUCAAUGCCUGGAGACUCGUUAAUGCAGCCAAGAUCUGGACCUCUGUCCCUUACUUAGCUUCCUAUGUCAGCCCCGUGUUAAAAGAGAACAAGGCUAUCCCGCUGUCCCCCCACUCACUGGAGGUCCUGUGGAAUGUCAGCAGGACGGACCUGGAGAUGUCGGGGCUGAAGACGCUGGAGCAUGUCGCAGUGACAGUCUCCAUCACUCAUCCACGACGCGGCAGCUUGGAACUGAAACUGUUUUGCCCCAGUGGCAUGAUGUCCCUUAUCGGCGCCCCCCGCAGCAUGGACUCAGAUCCCAAUGGCUUCAAUGAUUGGACCUUCUCCACUGUGCGGUGCUGGGGGGAAAGAGCGAAGGGGACUUACAGACUUGUGAUCAGGGAUGUAGGAGACGAGAUGCUCCAGGCCGGCACCCUACAGCAAUGGCAGCUGACCCUGUAUGGCUCUGUGUGGAGUCCAGUGGACAUCACGGACAGGCAAAGACUGUUAGAAAGUGCCAUGAGUGGAAAAUACCUGCAUGAUGGCUUCACUCUGCCCUGCCCGCCCGGGCUGAAAAUCCCCGAGGAAGACGGUUACACCAUCACCCCUAACACCCUCAAGACUCUGGUGCUGGUAGGCAGUUUUACCAUCUUCUGGACCGUUUACUACAUGCUGGAAAUAUACCUGAGCCAGAGGAAUGUGGCCUCUCACCGAGCUUGUAGGAGUGGACCCUGCCUCUGGCCCCAGAGAAGCCAAAAAGCUAGGGAGGAGGGGACAGAACUAGAAUCCGUGCCACUUUGCAACAGCAAGGAUCCGGAUGGAGUGGAGACAGAAAGUGAGGGCCCUCCCACCACGUCCGAUCUCCUUGCCCCAGACCUGCUGGAUCGAGGGGACUGGGGUCUGUCCCAGGACAGGAGUACCCUGAACUGCCCUCAUCAUCACCUAGCCCCAGACCUGUUGCAGGGGAAAGAGGAGCAGAUUUGCUGACCCAAGGCCCAACAGAGUCGACAUGAGACAGGCUCUUCCUUUCCAAUGCCGGGAAAGCUUGGAAGGCUGCUCCCGAGUCCCGGGAGCUCUGGGGAGAAGGCAGCCCUGAUGCUACUAACAUCAGGAAUUCACAGGCCGAAAGAGCACCCUCUGACUACACUCAGGGAAGGCGAGGGCCUUCUUAAGGUGCAAUGACAGAGGAAUCGUGCUGGAGAACAGUGUGGCCACAGCCACUGGGUCUUCCUCCGACUGAACAGGAGCUUCUGGUGAGAAGGUCCUGGACAAGGGCUCGGCCCCCCCAUUGGGCAGGCCUGCCUCCUCUCCUCAUUUCUCCCGGGCGAGCUGGUGAUGUGGGUCACAGGGACCCUCACCCAUGCAUGGGUGGGGUGGGGCCUGCUAAGGCCCGAAGAGCCUGUCCACAGAAACGUCACUGGGGUCCCUCCGGAAGAGGGCUCAAGGUGAAGGCUGGGAAGAGCCCGUGGAUAUACGCCUGUCCUUUUAAUGACCCAGAACCUAGAAACAGCAGUUUUUUCCUCUCCCUCCCUCCCGUUCCUGCCUCCGCCUGGAACCCAGGACCUACUGGUAUAGCAGUUAGCCCUCAGCCCAGCACACUGGCCCUAAAAGCAGCUGCCUCCAUGAGCCCUGAUUAGAAGCCAACCUUGAACACACCCCUGACUCCUUCACCAUCGCCCCCCCAACCCUCCAUCCUGAAGGAUCGGUACGAUGCACCUGGAAAAGCCGCGCAUGGGUGCAGAUGGGUGCGGCUCUCCAGAGCCUGCGUGGCUUCAUUUGCUGGGUCUGCAGCGGGACUAUGACAGGGGUCAGCCACUGCCACUCCAGCCCUGCGACCGCCCUGUCUUCCUCUGCAAAGCGCUCAGGGAAAUGGCCUUACCCACUGGAGGCCAGCCGUCUGCCUGACUGGCUGUGACUCCUCCCGGCCUUGGCCUCCUCCCCUCUUCUGAGCUAGUUGGUUGAUCUAAAUUUUUUUCUUUUUUUAAUGCUUAAGAUUUGGGUUUCUCUUUUCACGGCACCAUUUGGUUGAAUGUUUUUCUGCACAGCUUUUCCAAAAUAAAAACCUUCCACGCACCUCUGCUGCUCCCCACCCCCUUCCGUCUGCCUCCCAGAGCUCAUGAAAGUUGCCAAGUCGCUCCUCUUGGCCUUUGGUCCCCGGUCCCCAAGAUUCACUCUCCUCCUUCCUCUGCCUGGGCCUCUGAAGGAAGCUGACCCCCUGGGGUCCUGGAAUUCGAGGGGCCUUCAGAACUGGCGGCCAGGGGCACAGGUAAAUGUUCCCUGCCUCUGGCCUGCUUGUAUCUCCCGGAACCAGAAGUGACAGGGGCAAAUGAAACUCUGCCAGCCAGGCCUGAGAAAAGAUUGAUGUAUGUAUUUGUUUCUUUUUUGAAUUUCAACCCCCAACAUAUUCCAGCAAAAAAAUGGGGGCAGGUUGGGCUGGGUUUCCUUCCAUGGGCAUCUGCUGCCAAGGAGGAUGGCAGACUUGCCCCCUGCCCGGCUACCCCCGGCCCACGUCCCCCUGCCCGGCCCAGGAUGGGGAAAGACGGUGGGAGACGGUAGGGGAGCUGGGAGGAGGGUUAGGGGAGUGGUGCUUUGGGGUAAGAAGUUGGGCUGAGGCUGAGGGGUGGGGGAGAGCUGCCCAAGUGUGGUCACCUUUGCUCAGUGAC
Ailuropoda melanoleuca (giant panda) is the source of this 4841-nucleotide messenger RNA. It is a transcript of the gene PCSK7, whose product is annotated as proprotein convertase subtilisin/kexin type 7. Gene Ontology annotation, molecular function: serine-type endopeptidase activity. Bases 721 to 3165 code for a protein of 814 amino acids. Lineage: Eukaryota; Metazoa; Chordata; Mammalia; Carnivora; Ursidae. The transcript has 17 exons. Gene Ontology annotation, cellular component: trans-Golgi network; Golgi membrane. The record is from RefSeq and is a predicted model, not a curated record. Gene Ontology annotation, biological process: protein processing.